AUGGGGUACGAGAAAGGCUCAGACUUGAGGUGCUUCAGCAGGCAUGACAGGACGGACAGGCAUGACAGGAGGAGCAAGCAUGACAGGACGGACAUGCCACCACAGGCCGUGGUGACAAGGGGCGCAAGAGCUGCCGGGGCGCAACAGCUGCCGGGGCUGCACAGUAGGAUGACGGCCGACAGCGACAGCGACAGCGACAGCGACAGCGACGGCGAGGACAACGACUUGGGCUCUGGUGGUGUGGGCGAACAUGGUCAAGUGCGGCGCGAGUGA
Messenger RNA from Ascochyta rabiei, 273 nucleotides. RefSeq lists its product as uncharacterized. The coding region runs from base 1 to 273 and encodes 90 amino acids. Lineage: Eukaryota; Fungi; Ascomycota; Dothideomycetes; Pleosporales; Didymellaceae. The transcript has a single exon. The record is from RefSeq and is a predicted model, not a curated record.